UCCUUCCGUUGUGUUUUGGAUUUGGAUGCAUUUGUUUUAAGAUGUGUUGCGCAUUUUUACGUGAAUAAUAUAAACAGCAAAGAUAGUGUUAUGAUGGAUGAUCUUGUGUAGUAUGUAUAAUAAUAGUUAAAAGGAACUUUUUAAACUACUGAUACUGUUAAGACCCCUUGGUAUUGUGAAAGGAUUUUGUUCCAUGUUCAUGCAAUUCACAGAGAUAUGCUCAUUUGACGAAGGGUGCCGUUACAAAAGAAAUUAAUCUGAGGAAAAUAUUCUUAAGAUUUGAAAUUUUUUCUUGUGAGAAUCAUGCCAAAUUUUACGAAAGGGAAUCCUUCUUCUGAACCUGAACGAUUUUGCAAAUACAUUCAUCGAUAUUGCAAUCAGACGAGGUUAGAAGGGUAUGAUUAUUGUAUUCGGCAUAUAUUGGAAGAUAAACUUGCUCCAUUUAGGCAAUGUACAUAUGUAAAUCAACCAAACAAAAAGAAAUGCACAAAUGCGGCUCCUAAAAUGGAUAAACAUGAAAGACGAGAUGCUUUAUGUCCUUUUCACACUAAACGUGCACUUAUGAAAACAAAAAUAUCACAUCAACCGAAGAAAAAAGUUGUUGUUGAAGGUCCUACUGCCUUACUUAGAUACCUUGAGCAUUACUGUAGUGAUCCAGUGCAUGAUCCCACAUAUAGUCGGGAAAUAGGUCUCAAUGAAAAGAAUGAAAUGGCUGUUUGUGUAGGUGAAAGACCAACAACUCUAAGUCAGGCAGAAGCAUCUUUUGUGGAUGGGGAAUCAGUUGAAGAGAAAGCUCAUAUUGAAAGUGUGGAUGAUGAUUUCUGUUGGGUUGAAAAGCCUGGUGAUUAUUUAGAACAUGCUGGUGUAUAUACUGAGAAAGAGGUACUUAAAAUAGCUAAAGAAAAGAUUAUUAGAUUACAAGAAUUAUACUGUACAGAACUUAAUGUAAUUUAUCAUGAACUGAAGGAAAAACGGCGGAGAUUUUUGGCAGAUAUGAGAAAAUCUACUGCAACUGAAAAUGCUGUUGAAGAACCAGAUACGCCUGUACAAAUAGAUGAAAAAACGUUGAAAGCUUUGACACAGUAUCAUAAAUGUGAAGGUAUGGAACGUAUCCUUCGUGAUAAGUCUCAAACUAUAAAUUCUGAUACAUUUAGAGCAGCUAAAGGAACUAUUUGUUCUUUUGAAAGAAAUGAUGUCAAAUGCACUGAACCCGCUAUUGUGCUAACAAAGUUCUGUAAGAAUCACAUUUUAUCAGAUCCUAAUCAAGUGAUGUUCAGACCCUGUGGACUUGGAAGGAAUUGCAAAAGGCCUGUGAUACCUUAUGAAGAGAAGGCUGCAUGUGAUCAGCAUUUUCAUUUGGCUCUGUCAAGGCCUAAAGCUGAUGAAACUGCUCAGACUCCACCAGUAAGUGUUAUUCCAUUUACAGAGACGGAGCCUUUUCAAUCUAUGGAUGAUAUAGCAUCAUUGGGUCUUGAUGAUAUCAUUCCAGGCUCAUUAUUUGGCCUUGAUCAAUUUGGUGAGCCUGGUGAAUCCACAGAUACAGUUUUGUCAGAAGACUUAAUGCAGAUACCUCUAAAUCCUCCAGAAAAUAUUUUGAGUGACAGUAGAAAGUCUGAAUCUGAGUAAAUGAAAUGUAACUGUGUUGAGACUUUUUUUUUGUAUGAUUAUUUUUCAUCAUAUUUGUAAAUGUGUUUUGAUUCUAUUUUAUCAUGGCUUCAAAUUGAUAAUUAAAUUUGAUCAGGUUAAUUUAUUGAUUUAUUCAUUCUGAUCAGAUUUUUGUGAGGCAUAAAUGCAAGAAUAUUAACGCAUAUGAAUUAUUGAUAAAAAAUAUUGCAUUUUAAAAAUUAGUAUUAUAUAUAUUUAUUAUUUUAUGCCACAUUUUUAAUUGCAAGACAAGGAAAAACAGUUCUACAAAAAAUUAAUUGAUAUGUGCUUUUUUUUUUAAUGAACUGUAAUAUUUAAGUCAAAAUUUUUUGUUGCUGUGUAUCCUGCAAUAUGAAUUUUUACAUGAUUAUUUAUUUAAACUUUUGAAUUUUCUAUUUUAACAGCAAUAGUAUUAUUUUCUAUGCUGAUUUUUUUUUUUUUUUUCUUCAUUAAAGUAUUUGUAUCGGAAAAUAUUGUACAUUUUAUAUUCGUGCUUACCCCUUAUCAAGAAGGCUGUUUUUAUUUCAUUUUGAAAGUAUGCACAAAUAAUUAUAUUAACUUUUUGUAAUAAAUUUAUAUAUAUUUAAUUUGCCAGUAAUGGCUCAUCUAUGAUCUGAAAUUAUUAAGAAAAGUCAAAAUGAUUUUUGAUUAUAAGGGAUAUUACUACCAUAAAUAUUUUAUAACUUCCUUCUGAAAGACAUUUUUUUUUAAAUAAAUAUUUAGAUUUUGUUUGGAAUAAGUUUAUUUCGCGUAUAGAAUUUUUACUGUGAGAAAUUUUGAUAAUUUAUUCAUUUUUUUUAAAAAAAAUAGUUUAUUUUGGAAUAUUUAACAAAUCAUUACGAUUUAAAAUAAUAGUUUGCUUUUUUAAAAAUCAUAAAUGAAUUUUUUUUUUCUGUAGUUCUGAGAUAAAAGGGUAUAAGAAUGAAAAAAUGUUUUAAGCAUUUAAUUCAGAAUGUGACUAUCAUGUGUUAAAUGUCAUCUGUAAAAGUAAUUUUAAU
This is a messenger RNA of Argiope bruennichi, 2642 nucleotides long. RefSeq names its product KAT8 regulatory NSL complex subunit 2-like. NCBI's taxonomy places the organism in Eukaryota, Metazoa, Arthropoda, Arachnida, Araneae, Araneidae. The record is from RefSeq and is a predicted model, not a curated record. Gene Ontology annotation, cellular component: NSL complex. Bases 304 to 1626 code for a protein of 440 amino acids. The transcript has a single exon.